AUGAGAUCGAUCCAGGUUCUGAUAGGCUUAGUCCUAGGCCUGGCUACGCUGACCUUCACAGCCCCAGUCAACAACGUCGCCAACGGUCCAGAGCAGCCACAGAAGACCCCAGGAGAACUAUUACUGUCAAACAACCAUACACAGGAAACAGGGUGUGACAACGGUGUCCAGGGCGGACCUGUGGUGGUGGUGUGGAGGGUCGGCGCUGCGUGA
This is a messenger RNA of Knipowitschia caucasica, 213 nucleotides long. The record is from the annotation of a GenBank genome assembly. Lineage: Eukaryota; Metazoa; Chordata; Actinopteri; Gobiiformes; Gobiidae.